Molecule: messenger RNA, 2984 nt
Organism: Dipodomys spectabilis (banner-tailed kangaroo rat)
Lineage: Eukaryota; Metazoa; Chordata; Mammalia; Rodentia; Heteromyidae
Gene: Sytl5
Product: synaptotagmin like 5
Exons: 17
Coding region: 358-2628 (756 amino acids)
Biological process (GO): intracellular protein transport; exocytosis
Cellular component (GO): plasma membrane; exocytic vesicle
Molecular function (GO): neurexin family protein binding; phospholipid binding; small GTPase binding
Source: RefSeq, a predicted model, not a curated record
GCAUUCACUCCCAGGGAAUGUGAUUCCUUCUCUGGAGAUUUGAAUGAUUGAAGUUGAGCAUCAUUAGUGAAACCCAACUGCUGCUUGACUGUACACCACAGCAAAGACUUCCAAGACCUUUUUCAGUUAAAACAAUAAUGACUUUCUUGGAAUGCACUCCCAAGAAAGCCUAUUUUCUGUCUAGCCUGAAAGAAUACCUAGCCAUUGUCAGCAAUUCUACAAAUACCUUAUAAAAACCACUUUUAACAUAACAUCUAAGUGACUUGGGGUUUGCAUUGGAAACCUUAACAUUUAUACAGAUCAAUUUAUCUUCUGGAAGAUUCAACCACUGCUCUUCAGAGCUGCUGCUGAAGUAUCAUGUCUACGAACUCGGAGUUCAUCAAUCUGUCAUUUUUAUUAGAUCAUGAGAAGGAAAUGAUCCUGGGAGUCCUAAAGAGAGAUGAAUAUUUGAAAAAAGUAGAAGACAAGAGAAUAAGGAAGCUGAAAAAUGAGCUCUUAGAAGCAAAACGUAGAAGUGGAAAGACUCAGCAGGAAACCAGCAGAGUCUGUGUUCACUGUCAAAGAAACCUGGGCCUAAUCUUUGACCGGGGAGACCCAUGUCAGUCCUGCUCCCUUAGGGUGUGCAAUGAGUGUCGGGUAGUGGGACUGGAUGGCAGCUGGAAGUGCACUGUCUGUGCCAAAGUCGCGCAGCUAAGAAUUAUAACUGGAGAAUGGUUUUUUGAAGAAAAGGCAAAGCGUUUCAAGCAAGUCAAUGUUCUGGGCACUGAUGUUGUCCGACAGUCCAUCUUAAGAAGAAGCCCAGGAGCAGAGGAAAUACAAAGCCAAGAGCAAGCCCGACAGAAUGCAGAAAAGUCUGACACUUCAUCUAUUGGACAGAAGGCCAGCCAUGAUGGGCCAAAGAGAAAGGGAUUUCUUCUUAGCAAGUUCCGAUCAGCAACUAGAGGAGAAAUCACAACUCCAAAAACUGAAAGUGGUCGGAGUUACAGCUUGGAUUUAGACAGUCAAACUUUUCGGGGAUCAAAGUCAGCCCCCGGUUCAGACAGGGGAAGCACUGCUUCAUCAGAUCUCAUUGAUCAGGAGACUGGACCUGGGAUCCCAAAAAGCUUCCGGAGCAAUGGUGUAGUCUUGGUCACUCAGAGAUCACCAGCCCCAAGUACACGCAGCACUUCUUCAGUCAGCAGUAGAGAACAUGGUUUUGAAAAUUCCAUGGGUUUGGCUGCGUUUGAAAGCACCUCUGAAAACCUCACAAAGAGCCACCGCAGAAAUACUUCGGGCACACCUUCCAUAGCAGUGUCUGGGGCCUCUGUUUGCUCAGACCAGAGUCGAUCUGAGUUAGAUUUGAGUGGGUCUUUUACAGAAGACUUAGAAGAUACAGAAAGUGUAAGAAGCAGAUCUGUCCCUGGAACUUUAGACAAUGAUUUGAACUCCUUCGAAGAGAUUGAAGAAGGUGUUGAUGACAGAGCAUCGUCCCAGUUUUCUACAAACACCCACAGUCUGGCAAGUGGCCUAUCAACUAAUUCUCAAGCAGGCUCUGACAGGAAGUGGACAUACCUAAAUGUGCCUGAUGCUGAUUCAGACACUACCAGCCUUAACAGCAUGAUGAGUGUUUACAGUGAAACAGGAGACUAUGGUAACGUGAAGGUCAGUGGUGAAAUCCUUCUCCACAUCAGCUACUGCUACAAAACUGGCGGGCUCUACAUUUUUGUCAAGAAUUGCAGAAAUCUGGCCAUAGGAGAUGAAAAGAAACAGAGGACAGAUGCUUAUGUCAAAUCAUACCUUCUUCCAGACAAGUCUCGAAACAAUAAGCGCAAGACCAAAAUCAGAUCAGGCACCAAUCCAGAAUUCAAUGAAACACUGAAGUAUACCAUCAGCCACACCCAGCUGGAAACAAGAACUCUGCAGCUCUCAGUCUGGCACUAUGAUCGUUUUGGACGUAAUUGCUUCCUCGGAGAGGUGGAGAUUCCUUUUGAUUCAUGGAACUUCGAAAAUCCAAGCGAUGAAUGGUUUGUGCUUCAACCCAAGGGAGAGUUUGCUCCUGAUGUUGGCCUUCAGUACAAAGGAGAACUGACAGUUGUUUUACGGUACAUUCCUCCAGAGGAGAACGUGAUGUUUCCACUAAGACAACUUCAAGCUGAUACAGGAAAGAAAUCCUUUAAAAAGGGGAAGAAGAAAGAGUCACCUGUAAUCUCUGGAGGAAUACUUGAAGUGUUCGUCAAAGAAGCAAAGAACUUAACAGCAGUGAAAUCAGGAGGCACUUCUGACAGCUUUGUGAAGGGUUACCUGCUCCCUGAUGAUAACAAAGCCACCAAGCAUAAAACUAUGGUCAUAAAAAAGAGUGUUAACCCUCAAUGGAACUAUACAUUCAUGUUCAGUGGCCUGUAUCCUCAGGAUAUAAAGAAUGUUUGCCUAGAACUUACUGUCUGGGACAAGGAAGCCUUUUCUAGCAACAUCUUUCUUGGAGGAGUUCGUCUGAAUUCUGGAAGUGGUGUGAGCAAUGGGAAGAAUGUGGACUGGAUGGACUCUCAAGGGGAAGAGCAACGUCUUUGGCAGAAGAUGGCUGCCAACCCUGGGAUGCCCGUAGAGGGGGUACUCAUGCUCCGUUCCAGCAUGGGGAAGUGCAGGCCCUGAAGGAAACAAUUCUCUAAGAAUGAAGCCUAUGAAGCCUGUGGUUACAGUUUCCUUUUGAUAGCAAGAUGGGACAGUAGUUUCUGCUGCCCUGUCAUUUCCUACCUAGGGUGUUAGGACAUGAGGGGAGAGAUGUGAAUGUUAUGAACAUUUAGUAUCUUGCUGAGUGCCUAAAACUCAUAUGCUUCUAUAUGCCUAUGGGACUUUCUGAUUGGGCAAUAAAAAAUGUCCCACCCUGUCCUCUCAACAAGCUAAUUGUUCAAUGGUUCAUAGCCUUUAUAACUAUAAUAGAAAUAGCACAAGGUUAUUUGAAAUUGUGAAUGAGAUUGGGAAUCCCCAAUCUUUCUCUAAUUGUGAGU